Apis mellifera (honey bee) is the source of this 4945-nucleotide messenger RNA. RefSeq names its product A disintegrin and metalloproteinase with thrombospondin motifs 7. Bases 1058 to 4672 code for a protein of 1204 amino acids. Gene Ontology annotation, molecular function: metalloendopeptidase activity. The record is from RefSeq and is a predicted model, not a curated record. Gene Ontology annotation, cellular component: extracellular matrix. NCBI's taxonomy places the organism in Eukaryota, Metazoa, Arthropoda, Insecta, Hymenoptera, Apidae. Gene Ontology annotation, biological process: proteolysis; extracellular matrix organization. The transcript has 18 exons.
UCGAGAGCGUGUAUAUGUAUAUAGCAUAGGAGAGCGGGAGGAAGGCGAGCGCGCACAGGGCCACUCGAUCGGGAAGAGAGAACGAGAUGGAGAGAGAACGGCGGAGAGGAGCGUGUGUGUACGUAGCAUCGGAAGAGUGUACCACCAGACCGCUAGUGUUGUGACGGCGAUCGUGCCCACGACUUCUCCGCCGGACCCGGCAUCCGUGUUCCGUCAUUUCUGUUUCCCUCUCUUUCUCUCUCCCUAUUCUGCUUCCCCCUCCUCGCUCUAUCUCCUUGUCUCUCUCUCGCCUCGAUACCUGUCUCCCUCCGCGACUAUUAUCCUUCUCCCUCACUCCACCCACCCCCCAAACACCUCGUUCCCUUUUCGUCCUUUCCCGCUUGCCGCGUGUCUCGCUUCUCUCUCUCUCUCUUUCUUUCUCGCUCUUUCUUUCUGUUCUGUUCUCUUCUCUCUCUCUCUCUCUCUAGCCGUCUAUCCCAUUUCCCUACAACGUUUUCUCUCCUCCACGGUCCUUUUCCUUUUCGCUUCUAAGGUUCUCCGGUGAUCUCUUCUCCCCCCCCCCACCUUUGGUCGCAGCAGGCGGUGGUCCCUCGCACUCCCCCUACUCGCGGUAUCGGGCCCUCCCCCACGAGAGCGGUUCUGGAGGCGCGCGUUUUCGUGAUCCACAUAGCCACUUCCGGCGAAAAGUGAACCGCCGUUGGGUGAUGAACCGGCGGAGCUGAUGAACCGCCGCCACGCGAACGUCGCUCGUCGUGAAAGAGGAGGUGGGCCCGCGGGGGAGGCAGGGAGAGAGAGAGACCGUGCGGCGGUACAGUGUCGAGAGAUAUCCAGUGUGUUGCAUCCUCGUCGCGAUUCGUUUGUGCGGAGCAACGUGCGCGCAGGUGUUUCGGAAUAGUGUGCCAUCGCCGCUGUUACCACGUGUCCACUGCGCGAUUCGCCACUCGGAAGGAAACGGAAUAGAAAUAAACAGUUUACACAUGAUGAUGCAACAAGAACUAUAUACAUAGGUGAAGGAGAGUGAAAGCUCACGUUGGCGUAUCCCGGCCUGACUGCAACCAUGCGUUAUCCACUGAUGCUUCAAGCGUUCAUCGUCGUUGUGCAUAUAGUGCCAGAAGCUCGUCUCCAUCGUCCAAGGGGCGUGUACACCGUCCAGGGCCACGGGAUCCACAGCCACGAGAUAGCGAUACCCCGAAAAGUGAGCGAGCGAGGCGUGCUUAUUUCGCACAACGUGACCCAUCACCAUCACGAGGAUGGGCCAGUGGUUCACUAUCGAUUAUCGGUAGCCGGUAACGAGUACCACAUCGAGCUGGCCGCCGUGGAAAAGUUCAUCGGGCCUGGUCUCGUCGUCGAAAGGCGGAAACGAGACGUGCACGUGCGCGCCAGGCCAAAAAAUAGCUCGAGCAAGUGCCAUUAUCGGGGUUUCAUUCGGGGACAUGCCAAUUCCCGGGUCGCCUUGUCCGCCUGCGACGGUUUGGCGGGCAUGCUGCGCGGCGAUCACGGCGAGUUCUGGUUGGAACCAGUCGCCCUGUCCCCGGAAGAAGAACGAGUCCGGUUGGAGGAAGAAAGGUUGGAAGACGCCGGCGCCGAGGGCCGUGGUGCCGCGGGCCUGUACCGGAACUCUGUGCUGGGCAGGCCGCAUCUCGUGUUCCGUAGGUCCGUGGAGCAGCCGCAGCUCGAAAUCGGCGCUGCAGGCCGUGCCAGACGGCGGCGGAAAAAGAAGAAAAAACUCGAGAGAAACUGUGGCACUCGCGAGCCGAGACGUCUGACGGAAACGCGGCUCGAGUGGCAAACGCAGCCCGGGCUGGUGCAGGUUCAAGGGCGCGGGCGAAGGAAGCAGCAUCAGGCGAGGCGGUGGCAGCGUUCCAAGAGAUCGAUCAGCAGGCCCCGUCACGUCGAGGCCCUAGUUGUCGCCGACACGACCAUGAUGGCUUUCCAUCAGGACGGGGAUGUCGAGACCUAUCUGCUCACCAUCAUGAACAUGGUUUCGUCCCUCUACCUGGACCCAACCAUAGGGAAUUUCAUUAACGUCGUUGUGGUCAGGAUCAUCCUCGUCGAGGAGGACGACGCGGAAGUACGUGCGAAUCACACCAAUGACGAUCAAGGGCUCGACAUCACGGUGAACGCGGACAGGACGCUGUACAAUUUCUGCAAGUGGCAACAGAAAUUGAACCCGGCCGACGACUCCCAUCCGAAUCACCACGAUGUAGCGAUUCUGGUGACGAGGGAGGAUAUAUGCUCGAGGGCGAACACGCCGUGCAGCACUCUGGGAGUGGCCCACGUAGCCGGCAUGUGCCAACCGGACCGUAGCUGCAGCGUCAACGAGGACAAUGGGAUCACGCUCGCGCACACCAUCACCCACGAAUUGGGGCACAAUUUCGGCAUGUACCACGACACGGAAAAGAUCGGGUGCAGCAAGAGGGACGGCGACACCUUGCACGUGAUGACGCCGACUUUCGAGGUGGACACCAUUGGCGUCGCAUGGUCCAGAUGCUCGAGAAGGGACAUUACCAAUUUUUUAGAUCAAGGAAAGGGCGAGUGUCUGGAGGAUGAGCCGGCGGAUAACGAUUACUCGUAUCCAGAUUUACCACCUGGGGCAAUGUAUAACGCGGAACACCAGUGCAGACUUCAGUUCGGUGUCAGGGAGGCUUCGGUUUGCUCUCCCUUGCAGGAGAUCUGUUCCAAAUUAUGGUGCAUCGUCGACGGGACUUGCACCACGAUGCUUCAUCCGGCCGCCCCGGGGACGCACUGUGGAAAACACAUGUGGUGUCAAAACCAAGAGUGCGUGCCGAUCGUGGACAGGCCACGUCAGAUCGACGGAGGAUGGGGCGAGUGGGGCUCUUGGAGCGAGUGUUCGAGGACCUGCGGGGCAGGAGUCUCGAUCGUGGAGCGUAAAUGCGAUCAUCCGGAGCCGGCGCACAGCGGCAAGUUUUGCAUCGGCGAGAGGCGCCGUUACAAAAUCUGCAAUACCGAGCCAUGCCCGGAGGGCACGUCCAGCUUCAGAGCGGUCCAAUGCAGUCACUACGACGACAAAGAGUACAAAGGGAAAAAUUAUACGUGGCUGCCGUAUUUCGAUCAGACGGAGCCAUGCGAACUGUACUGCACGGACACGGAGGAAAGCGUGAUUGUCCCGUGGGGCGAAGCUGCCCUCGACGGUACACCGUGCAACGUUGGAACCAGAGAUAUGUGCAUCGCAGGCAUCUGUCGAAAAGUUGGCUGCGAUUGGACGGUCGACUCGGACGCCACGGAGGAUCGUUGCGGAAUAUGUCACGGCGAUGGAACUCAAUGCGAGACCACGGGCGGUGUUUACGACAAAAAUGACGGGCCGGGAUACAAGGAGGUAAUCAUUGUCCCCAAUGGAUCGAGAAACAUCAAAAUCGAAGAGAUUGGGAACAGUAAAAAUUACAUUGGCAUUGGAGUGCCCAACUCUGACAAAUACUUCCUUAACGGUAAACGGCAGAUCACUUUAGCAGGAGAAUACGAAGUUGCUGGAACUCCAGCUCUGUACGAGCGAGAUCGGGACAGAGAAAAGGUCAGAAUUCCUGGUCCCAUCAAAGAGGACAUUGCAAUCUACUUGAUUUCGAGAGGACAUUAUCGGAAUUUCGGGCUCCGUUACGAGUACACCGUGCCGAAGAAGGAGCCCGACCGAGCACCCGAAUACUCGUGGGUAUUCUCCGAUUGGUCACUGUGCACGGCCACUUGCGGUGGCGGCACGCAAACCUCGAAACCGUUCUGUAACGAAAAGAAGAGCGGGGUCGUCGAGGAACACUUUUGCGAGAGCAUCGAGAAGCCGGAGACAAAAUUGCGGGAGUGCAAUUUGAACCCAUGCCCGGCCAGAUGGUGGUUCGGUCCAUGGCAAAUGUGUCCAGUGACGUGCGGGGAAGGUGCCCUUCGAAAACGGUCGGUAAUGUGCGUCUCUUCGGGAGUGGGCCCAGACAGAUCUGAUCUGGCCCUGCCCGACCGGGACUGUAACCGCGACGUGAGACCCGAAGAAGUUAGCCCGUGCCCCAAUUUGCCUCCUUGCAGCUCGACCGAACCCCCCUUGAUCGUUUACGCGGACAACAAGGACGCCUCUUUCUAUAACGUGAGCUCGAACGAUCAGAAUGGUAUCACGAUCGUCGACGGUCUUACGACCGAGGAGCCGGAGAUCCUCGAAUUCGACAAUGUGGUCGACGAAAAUCCAGGUAAUUCCAUGUACGAUACCAAAUCGAAGUGGAUCUCCUCUAAAUGGAGCCACUGCGCGAAUGGAAAGAGAACUAGAAAGGUGACCUGUUCGGAGCAAGGGGAGUGCAAUCCAGAAAAUAAACCAAUCGCGGUUGAACUUUGUCAAGGUGCAAGAUGGAUCACCGGAAGAUGGGGAUCCUGCAAUGCGAGCUGCCUGGCGAGAGUCGGCGUUAAACGCAGAGAGGUGGAGUGUCGUGAUCGUAUAACGGAGUUAUUGUCCGACGAUUGCAAUCCUGAGAGAAGACCAAUCGAUACGAGACGUUGUUAUCACAGGCGGCAAUGUGCAAACGAUAAAUCCGAGUGCAAGGAUACUAUAGUGCCAACUUCAAUGUGCGCGUCAUAUAAACGCAUGUGCGAUGUGUCAUUGAUCGUACAGGAUAAAUGUUGCGCUACUUGUUUCAAGAAGCGAAGACACGGUCGUCAUAACAAAAGACACAUCUUUGAUGAUUGAAUAAUCAAAAACGUAAUCUACGAUUUUUAAAUUCUGCAUUUUUUAUCGCUAAAACAGGAUCCGUCCUAAGUCUACUUUAAGACUAAGCUUGUUGAAAAACUAUGCAAAUAUAUCUCUAAUAUAGUUGAUUUAAACAAAAAGAUUCAAUAUAUUAUAAAUCUAAAUAGCUGAAUUUUAUACGUGAUUUAAAUAACAACGAAAAAAAAAAAUGUAAUUGAUAUGUAAUGAGAAUUAAAAAGUGCGCUUAAUAUUUUAAUAUAUGUAAAUGAUAUU